Messenger RNA from Lytechinus variegatus (green sea urchin), 2935 nucleotides. RefSeq lists its product as uncharacterized. The record is from RefSeq and is a predicted model, not a curated record. The coding region runs from base 142 to 2019 and encodes 625 amino acids. Lineage: Eukaryota; Metazoa; Echinodermata; Echinoidea; Temnopleuroida; Toxopneustidae. The transcript has 6 exons.
CAUUCGUUGAAGUGUUGUAUCAAAGCAAUACUUCGUAUAUUGAAUCAAUGCGAAUUCAUUUGUAUACACCGAGCUCUUAUGCGGUAACGAGAAACGUCAAGCUGUGCUAAUUAUCAAGCAGAAAUCAUCCUAACAUUCAUCAUGGCGAACCACAUAAUUCCUCGUUCUGUGACCGUGAUAGUGCUAAUGUUUAUUUUGAUGCCUGCAUUUCUGCAAAUGGCUUCAGUUCGAGCUGAAAGUGAACUUGGACCUGGAUUUGUAGGAUGUUACCCCGUUGGACCUAAAUGGCAAGAGUUUCUUGACAAAGAUGACGCGGUUGUUGAAAGUGUGGAAGGUUGUGUACUUCACUGUAGGGAAUUCGAGUAUGCUACCAUCACUGCUGGGAGAAGCUGCUACUGCAGUGACGGUUUCAAAGGUAUCACAAGAGCGGAUGAUGAACGCUGCAACGUCAGAUGUGACGGCAAUCCUUGCCAAAUAUGUGGAGAACGCACACACUACUCAGUUUACAACACAACUGAGAUUCUGAAAAGAAUGCCUUUCAAUGGCGGAUUGUCAUGCUCUCAAUUUAACGGCUCUUCCAAAUACGUCUACGCAGAAUGUAUGGUCCCUACGUUGCUGACCACUACAAUGGAACCUUACGAGAUCCCUUCUACCAUGCCUACGCGUUUUCCUACUACCCAAAUCGAUCAUGAGAUUAGGCCUAGUUGCAGUGAAGAGCUGGUCAAGCAAUGCUGUCACUCAUCAUACUCACUUUGGUUACGAAUCGUCAUUGAUGUGGCGGUGAUGCUCCUCGUUCUAUUCCUCAUCAUACUGAGCUUCAUAGUUGUUCGUUUUUGGAGGAACCGUCAAAGGGGCAUGUUUGAUGAAUGGCAACCUCGCAGCAUUCAUCAAAGAAGAGGAAACGAGUCUAGAAUCCCAAGGUCAGGUGGUGAUCUUAUGAACAGGAAUCACAGCUAUCGCAAUCUCUCGGGAUCCAGUACCCUUGAUCGUGGGCUGGAAUCUAUCGAUCAAGAAUAUGCUUCUAUAACAGCCCAAGGACCGGCAACAACGGUUUGCUCAUUCGAUGGCGAGAUCGGAAAUCAGUAUGGUUCGAUACCAGAUUCAGCUAAAGGUGCAAUGGCUUCAGAGACAUGUCAAUCAAAUACGCCACUCAACAUUCGCAAAUGUAAUUCUGGUGAAGGGGAAAGCUCUGAUCCUGAUCUUCGCAUGGCUUGUGACCAAACGGGUAAUCGACAUGCGCGGUCAGAUCUGAAAAGUAAGCCAAACCCUGUUGUUAAGCCAAGACAGAAGGGACAUUUCGAGGAUUCUAAAGUUGAAAAGAAUUCCUCUGGCAAGACAAAACGGAAAUCUUUGUUCGAGCACCUCCCAAAACUUCCAAGUUCGCGAAAGCCUUCUAAGUGUGAUGGCACUUCUGUAAAAAGUCCUAUACAAACCAUCGACAGACCAGCGGGUGCCCUAUGUGGGACAGAAGAUAAAGCAAAUAGCAACGUGACCGAGUUACUCGAUAGAUGUAUAGUUUCUACCGCUGAAAAGUUUCUUGAAGAUCCCAAGUCAAACACCAUGCCACAUGACAUCUAUGCACUUCCCGAUAAGUCUAGAUAUGGCCCAUCAAAGAAGAAGUCCUGUACCAUGCAAGGGGGAUGUUCUGUUGAUAUCGAACUCCAAGCAUCUAAUGAAGGGUAUGGAAGAUUUAAUAGGCUCUUCAAAUUUGGAACCAGCGGUAAAAGCGAGCAAAGGCAAGAUGAAGAUUCGUCAUCACCCGAGGAAUAUUCGCUUCUUAAGCCCGAACUGAAGACAUCGGACUAUGACAAGCUGGCACACGGGAAUGACAAUGACGGGCCCGCUUCCACUGACCCAACGUAUAAUAUUGUCGGAGAUGACCCAGGAAGUGCGUUUGAAACCGGCGAGGUCCUAUACGCAGCAGUGGAUGAUGAUGAGUAUGCGUUGGUUGGAGAAGGGACACCCAAUGCCGGCCAAAACGGAGACUACGAGAUGGUCGCACAUGGUCAGAUAGAAUGAAAGAAAAAAAGGAAGAAUAUUCAUGAUGGCGCUAUUGAAUAUGAUGUCAUGUCACGAAUAAGUGUAUUGUGUAUAGUGUUGACUUCGAUAGCUGGGAAUUUCCCUAUAAUGUGUGAUGGGCUGCCUAGCAUUUAGUAAAAAUAAUACGAAGAUACAGAACAAAGGGAGCAAGGGAAGGAGUCGGAGAUUAAAACAAGAGUAGGAAGGAGAGAAGAAGGGGAGGAGGGAUAAGCAGACGAGACAGACAAAGACUGGCAGAUACAUAACUGUGAAGAGUAUAAGAAGAAGAGGAAGAGAUGGAAACAAAACGGAAUAAGGGAUAUCAUAAUGUAAAAAAGGGGGAAGGAUAAGAAUAUGAUAUAAAAUGGAGGACAUCAUGAACAAUACCAUGUGCACUGUAAAAAAAAAAUCACAAAAUCAUAUGAAAAUAAAAAUAUCAUGGCACGCAUACCUUCUUUGCAUAUGAAGGUUGUUGACUCCAUUAAAUGUUGCACCAUCAAAAUUGAGUGGAAAUCAGUUUAACUCUGCCAAUCACCACGUCUGCACUGUAGUACUGGGCAUUGGGAAAUUCGGAAUUUUUAAUACAUUUGACACGACAUCGACUGGCAACGUGGAUCAACAUUUGAGAAGCAAACAUUGUUCAAUUUGAUAUUGUUAAUAAUGCGAUUAAUUUGUUUUUAGAUAAGCGCGUGAGGAGCGUUCGAAUUCUCACGUAUAGUCCACAUGCUGGGCCUUCAAGAUUUUGUUUUCCUCCAUACACUGCGCUAUAAACCACUGUUCGCUUUUCCUACACACUGCACUAACCCAUUGAUCGCGCGAUCCCCAAAUUUACCCUCCUGGGAUCGCGCGAUCAAUGGGAAAGCGAACAGUGGUUAAGCCCCUUUCACAAUUGACGUACGACCUGUUUACGACCGCC